CUCGUCACGCGGCGGUAGACUGUAGCGGUAGUUGAAGUUACAACGAUUUAACGUCACAAUUUAUAACGUCGUAAUUGCGCCGGGCGCUUUGUCAAUUCCCGGCUGAGAAAUGACGUUAUUCGCUGUGACUGCCUUGCAUCAGUGCGACGCAGUGAAGUGAGUGCUGAACGAGUUGAACUAUUGCCAAGAUCUCCAGGCGACGUCCGCUACUGCCUGUGGUGUUCUCAGUUGCGGGGAGUUUAUUUUCUUCUGCCUUUUCUGAUGAGUGCGCGUUGCGGGACCUGCAAGGAAAACAUAGCGGCCGAGGAAUUCGAAGGCUUUUCUUGGACAGGCCUGGCACCGUUCACUACAGGCGCGAGGAUCAGGAGACAGCGCACUCCUGCCGUCGAGAAACCAGGUCAUGUCUUCGUUCUCGGCGGCUACGAAAGUGUUCGGCGUGUCCCUUCUCGCCGUGCCAGCGACGUACUCGUUUAACGUGGUGGCCCAGCUACUCAAAUGGGAUAGCGCCUGGCCCGUAUGUUUGGGCGUAGUGGUGGUGCUUGCGGCGGUAGCCGGCCUCUUAUUUUGGGCCACUGGAAGGAAGGCCCCGUUGGCGGGCGGCCGAAAACUUGAACAGAUAUGGUUCUACGCCUUGGCGAUAUCCGCAUUUACGAGUGUGGCAUCCCUUACCGUGGGCCUUGAGCUAGACGGAAUCAUAUCAGGCUUUGUGAACGUGUACCUGAAGGUUGGGGAGCCGUACCUGCGGUGCAGCCAUGGAGCCAUGGCCUCAUACUGGCAUGGGACUGUGAUGUAUGCCAUGCACCUGAUGAUGUUGGCUGCACUGACUUGGGAUGGUAACCUCUACAGUGUCGCCCUCUUCUGGUGUGGUUCAAACAUCAACAGCACACUUGUGCUUUUGCUUGGAGUUGCAACAGGAAAACAUGGUAUCACGCCAGGUGCUGCGUUCUACCUUUUGGUGGCCAUUGCUUCUCUCUGCUUCCUCUACCAACUGAGACACCAGAGGAUCACCUACACUGUGUCUGGCCCAAGAGAAUGCCUUUUCAAGCGGAAACACGAUAUUGUCUUUCUUCUUUACCUUUUCGCUGCAAGUUUUAUAACCAUAUUUAGAGGCUUGGCUGUGCUAGGAACAAACAUUGGCUGGAUCAAUCGUUAUGUUGCUACUGUAGAGCCGUACCUGCAACACAAAGACCCAGCACCUUUUCCAAAGAUGCAGAUGCUUGUUUAUCUGUUCCACCAUCUGCCUCUGCAACUUGCCAGUGCCUAUGCAUUACUUGUGCCCAGCUGCCAGUGGAUGCCAGACCUUAGCCUUCUCAUUGCUGGUGCUGUGCUGCAGGGACAAGUGUCACACAUAGGUGCAUCUUUCCAUCCACGCACUCCGUACGUGAUGCGGGUGCCUCCUGAGCCCGUCUCGUGGCUUUCCUUUUGGAUUGUGAACCUUCUGCUAGCCCUGGGGUUCCAAUUUCUAGCGUAUAGGUGCAACACCGAUCCCGAGUUUUUUGCUGCACUUCGUUCGCACAGCGACCGACGGAUGUCAUAGCCCCCGGUGGUAUGUUAUACUCUUGUGAAAUUGAGGUGUUUUUGUCAGUAAGUUAAGCCAAAAGAGGGUUUAGUAACUCAAACAGAUGAACGUGCAUCCCUUUCAGGCAUACGUCUCUGGCUUGACCCCAAGUGCAUGCUCGUUCUUCAUGCCAAAAACAUCGUUCUCCCCUUUAUUUCAUACUUGAUUUAACAACCCCCAUACUCUGUGAUUUCAGCUGGCAAUCAUGGCUCAUUCAAACGAUGUGCUUGCAGUUCUGACUGCUUUUAGCGCAGGCUGUUGACAAACCUUCACAAAUUAUGACAAUAACUCAAGAAACAAGAAAACAUGGCAACAGUUGGUGGACUAGCAAAUGCCCGAUUUAGUUUGUGCACUAAAGAGUGUGCAAGAUGCCCUUCCUAGUCGGUGCUCUCACUUGUUUUACUUGGCUCUUGUGUGAUUGGAACUUCUUUAAUUUUUCUACUGCGAGGGUAGAGCGAUUUACUACAUACAAAUCAAUCACACAAGCACACAAAGCUUUCUCAAAUAGCCUCAAUGCGAUUGGAAGACUUAUUUACUUCCUAUAAUUAGAAAAACCGUAAUUUUCAAGGUAUAAACUGCUUGCCUGUAAAGUGCAUGUGAAAUAUCUCUUGGUUAGUGCAGCCCCACUUGUCAACACAGGCAGACUUUGCCUGCGGUAGGAUGAGUAGUAAUAAUAAUAAUUUGUGGUAACCUUUCCCGUUGCAAGCAUGUACUGUUCUUUAAGGAGAGGAUCUUUAAUAAUAAGGUCAUAUUUGAAUCUGUGGCAAUGCAUUUGUAGUGUGGAAUGGACAGAGCAGGAUGGAUUAGAACUUGAAUUAUCAUAUUAAGAUUUGCAUGAUGUAAAACUCGAUUGACAUGUUUUGGUCGAGUCAAUGUAAUGUGUGAUGCGGUGUGAAAUAAUUGAUGCAUUGCCGCGCCGACAUUGAGCUAAAAAUGUCUUGCCACGUUUGAGGGUUGUGAAUGCCGUAGCUUUCAUUUGAUUUUGCAGAUGCUUUAUGUACAUAAUAUUAUAGCUGCGAAGUUGGACGGUAUGGUCGUGUGCUUUCAGUGUUGUUUCUUGUCCCGACUUAUCUCACUUAGGCAGUGAGAAUUAAUAGUGUGACUCCUGCACAGCCUUCAUGGGGAACAUGCAGAACCAUAAUUAUUAUCUGCCUUUGUUGUGUUUGACCAUGGGUUUUCGAUGAGCAGAAUUCCUAGUCAAAGCUAUAUGAACAUACUGCUGCUGAUCAGCUGAUGUGAACCAGCUGGUUUUGAGUGUGUGACACGUGGCAGCUUGAUAUUAAAGGGACUGACAACCAAUUUUUAUAUGGUACCUGCUGUGUAUUGUGCGACAGAAACCUUACUCGUCUGAGCAUCUAAUCAUGGAACAGUAAAACAGAAAAUGGCGUGAAUUUUUAAAUCGAACUUUUUCAAUCUGCGGCACCUAUCAGAUCGCACAUACAAUGCGUGUUACAAACAGAGGUAGGUGAGCCGCUGCAUGGCGGUUCGUGUGAUGCAGUUAGCUGUGCAUGUGUGCACGCCCCGCGCAUGUAUUGAGACUUCACGCAAUUCCACUAGUUGCCGCAAAGGCAGCACCGCUUCUCAGUGUCAGCUUCUUUUGCCAUGUAAUAAGCUUAGAAUAAAGCGGGUGUGCCUAAUAAUAUAAGGAUUGUAAUUUUAAGCACAAAAUGUGGUGUGUCUGAACAAGGCCUGGCAAUGUGCUCUUUUACGCAGUGCACAGGCUUGCCACCAGGUGAUGCAACUUGCCAGCUCAUCUUUUUUUUACUUCCAAAGCUUGAUUUUGCUUCCAAAUCUUGAUUUCCAAAUGCGAAUUCUAUUCAAAGAAUGCUCGAUUUUGUCACUAUGGUUCACGGUGUUUCCGCUUCCAUUGGCGUCUUGCGACACAUUUUGACCGGUUGUCAGUCCUUUUAAGUGCACUAUUGGUAACCUGCAAGUUAUAAUGGUUUCAUUUGCUGCCUUUGUGCGAUUGAGAAAAUGCAGGUGCUCCCUGCACUGAUUAAGUAUUUUUUUAUGAAAGGUCUACGGUGAUGAAAAAUUGUUUUUAAUUGCAAGGUUUGCCAUCAUUUUUUGUGGAUUGAAGAGAGAUGCAGAAGCACUGAUUUGUUUGUGAUGUGCAUCUAUUGAAGCUUAACUUGAGAGUGCUAUUGCCACAGUGAGUGGAUCAUUGUUCAAAUUGUAAAUUUAAUAUAUAGAUGCCAUUAGCAGCCCGUGGUGUUACUCUGAAUAGAUGUUCAGUAGACCAAGAGAGCAAACUCCCCUGUUUAUGCUAAUGCUGCUGUCCGAAGGAAAUUUGUGCAUGUCGUGUGAGCACAGCACUUAAUGUUCAAUAAGUGCCUAUUUGGAGUGAUUUUAGUGAAAUUGCUUCUUUCACUGUGUAGUAUUUUAGUAUGUUAGUGGUUGUGAUUUAUUUAUUGUGCAUAUACGAAACACUUAAUGGUGAAUUUCGAAGCUGGUUUUUAUAAACAGCUGCAUGUACUCAACCAAGGUGCGAGAAUUAUUGCUACCAAGUUGAAACUGAAGUACUCCUUGCAUCAGGAAAACAAAGAAAGAAAUUCUUCGAGGCUGGCCUGUUGGAAAACUUUUGUGUAGGUUCUGACUUUGCAUUAUUAUAAAAAAUUGGUGGAUUGUUUACUAGCACAUCAAUACUAUUAUACCUUUCAACUAUGCUGCAUUCUAUUUCUUUUAAUGUUAACUAGUGUGUACUUAGUUAUCAACUGCACAAGUCUUAUCAAGAUAUUGAAGGUAUGUCACUGUGCAGCUGAACUUUCAUUCAGUGAAAUUCAUUACGAGAGCCAAUUUUCGUUAGUAUAACGCUUUUCGUUUUAUCAGUGAGGGUAUUAUCUUGUUUUCACAGCACUUAAUUAAUUAAUGAGUGGGGAUAGAAGAGGAGGAGAAGUGUUAGAGACCAAUCAGAACUACUACGUACUUCACCGCUUAGUAUUGUAGCAUGCAGAUUUAUGCAGUUUGUACUACAAUUAGCACUAAGCCUGAAAGCUAAAUUGAGGCUCAUUAGUAAAAGGUAGUAUAAUCGCUGAAACUUUUCAGAGUGAUUAGAUUGUUUAUAGCCAGAAAAAUGUACAAGGUCUUUGUGCAAGAAUUUGAGUUUUGGAAGAACACUGAAGGCCAACCAGAACGGUGUUAUUGAAAAUAUAAUGAUGUUUUGGCUUCCUCACAAAAGGCUUACUCACCAACAAGCCUUGUUCACUAACUAGUUUAUUAGUCGGAGAACAUUCUGAGGAUCCGUUUCAAGCAAGUUUAUCAGUCUCAAAUGCAUAUGUGUGAAUCAGCACAAAUACUUACAGCUUUGCGUGAUUCGUACUCAUUCAUGCAACGUAAUCCUGUGGCAUUUCAAUUAUGUUUACUUACUAUUCACAGUGUGAUCAAAAUGUAACAUUUCUUGCACAUUGUAGUGCCCAGUGAAGAUUUAUUUUGUGUUCAUUUGCUUACUAUAAUAAGUUACUAUAGUCAUGUAAAAUGGUGAUAACUCUUGUUUUUAUCAUGUUAAUUUUCACUAUGUGUCCUUUUAGCACUUUCUGAGACAGUUCAGGGAUGAAAUGCUUAUGUAGCUUGCUUUGUUGUAUAUUUAUAUUCUUUUUGUGCACUGUAUAUUCCAUCUGAGCUUUUCUAUAAACAGCUGAAUGCUCCUAAUUGUUUAGAUUUACCACUUGUAAUUUAUUUCUCCCUUUAAGUUUAGCUAGGGAUUCAGUGGAAGCAAGUAUAUCUAUUCUUAGCGUAUGCAUCAUUUUUUCAGCAGGUACUUUUCAGAAACUUGAUAGAAUAUGUGGAAGACUGGCUCUAUAAAUUGAUUCAUUGUUUACAAACAGUGGCAGGAUGCUUUGUUACUUUUCUAAAUAAUUGCGCUCUUCUUGUGGGUGCAUUUGAGUUGUAAAUCUGUUCUAGUGUUGCACUUGUUCCAAAGAUCACAUCCUUUGCUUUCCACGUAUGUUUCACAGUUUUCUAUAUGCUAAAAUUAGAGUCGACCUGUAUUCUUGCUUCCAUAUUAUGUUUCUGUAGUAUCCUUACAUCAUGGCAUUAGUGCAUUCUGGCAUCUUGCCAGACUUCUGCAUGUGCUAAGACUUGCUCCAUGUAGGAACCGCAGUUUGUGGUAUAAAAGCCUGACCCUUUUUUAUUUUAGUAAAAACUUUAAGACACGAUUUCAUCAUUUAUUUUGUGCAUCAGCUUAUACAACGUCGAUAGUAGCCUUCCAUCUAGUAUUGCAUAAAUUUGGGAACAAGCCCAAGUAAUUAUCACCUGUUGUAAAUUUGUUCUUUUUUUUUAGUAAACUCUCAUGUUUUCUUUUUCUCUUGGAACUGCAUUUAUGCAUGGUGACAGUAGUAAGAAGCUUCAGAAAUUGUAGAUUCAUAGUGUCUGAUCACUGUCUGUCCUUCAUACCAAAAAUAUUCGACCCCUGUCACAGUGUCACAGAUGCACAGUGUCACAGAUGCGCAGUGUCACAGAUGCAUCAAUGUGACGUUAAGUUCUCUAUACUGUUUUGAGCUAAUUUGCAUCCAUUAUCCGUAAAACUCUUGGUGCGAAUCAGUGUUCAUGAAUACUUUCAUGUCAUUAUUUUAUUCCCAAAGAUAUGUGAGCAUAGCGAUUAAUCAGGCUUUCAAACAAAAAUUAUUGUUCUACUUAGCACAGUUUGCUAAGCUUUCUUCACAUUUUCUUUGUCUGUGCAUUAUUUAUAUAACGAUUCGUUAAACACACAAUAUGUCGAACUAGUUCAGUGCACAUAUUCUAAUGGGUUCAAAAGAAAUAUGACAAAAUAGCAUUUGCGUGGAGUAUAUUGAAUGUUCAAUGUAAAGUUAGUGCCUUAAAUUUCUGCAUCCAUGAUGUGGUUGCGCAGCUUAUGAGAUGCUAGUGCAAAAAGAAAAUAUUUUAUGUGCUCUAUUAAAAAAAAAUUAGUACAGUAUAUUGUAUAGUCUUUUUGCUACCAUUGACAGAAUGCACAUUUUGUAUACAGUGCUUGAAUAACUUUUGCAUAUUGAAUGCAAAGUAACGUACAGCGGCGUUUUGUGCAGGAUGCGGCUGUUCAUAUAGAUUUGAGAAGUAUUGUAUUCAGUACAUGUGCUGCUGUGAGCUCCAGUUAUAUUUUUCUUUGUCAAAUGUCUUCGAGAAAAUUUCCGGAGCCCUCCACUA
Molecule: messenger RNA, 6697 nt
Organism: Rhipicephalus microplus (southern cattle tick)
Lineage: Eukaryota; Metazoa; Arthropoda; Arachnida; Ixodida; Ixodidae
Product: transmembrane 6 superfamily member 1
Source: RefSeq, a predicted model, not a curated record